This is a messenger RNA of Mytilus californianus (California mussel), 5187 nucleotides long. RefSeq lists its product as uncharacterized. Bases 562 to 2148 code for a protein of 528 amino acids. NCBI's taxonomy places the organism in Eukaryota, Metazoa, Mollusca, Bivalvia, Mytilida, Mytilidae. The record is from RefSeq and is a predicted model, not a curated record. The transcript has 2 exons.
CUGACAGAAAGGCUUUUAAAUGUUUUGGUGACAUCUGAGGUUUCUAAAAUUUCGGAUGUACGGAUUUACAUUAAGAAGUUUGGAAAUGACGAUUUCAUUAAAGAUAUUAACAAAAAUCUUGCUGAUUGGAUACAAUCAGACGAAAAUGUAAAACAUUGUAAGUUGGAUGUUCUAUGUGAACUUUUUUGUCCAACAUCUUCCAAAAUAAAAACUGGUGAAGUACGGUCACAUAUAAAUGACAACUGGUUGUCACAGAGACUUUUAGAUUACACGAUACAAUCUCCUGUUUAUAUGGAUUUUAAUGUGGAGUAUCAUAUCAGGAUGUUCAAAAGUGACGAUUUUAUCAGAAAUUUCAAUAACAAACUCAUGGAAUGGUUACAGUCACAUGAAAAUGUAAUGAAUUGUAAGUUGAACGUGUUAUAUGAAUUUGUUCGCCCAUCCUAUUUUAGAAUUAAGAAUGGAGAAAUUGGUGCAAGCACAAAUGACAACUGGUAGACAGAAAGGAUUGUAAAUCAAUUAGCGAAACAUGAUGCUCCUCAAAUUUGGCAAGAACAAAGUUACAUGAAGAAGUUUGGAAAUGACGAUUUCAUCAGAGAUGUCAAUAAGAAAUUCACGGAAUGGUUACAGUUCCAUGAAAAUGUUAUAAAUUGUAAGUGGAUCGUGAUAAUUGAAAUGGUUCGCCCAUCAUCAUUCAGAAUUGAAAAUGGAGAAAUUGGUGCAACCACAAAUGACAACUGGUUGAUAGAAAGACUUUUGAAUGUUUUGGUGACAUCUGAGGUUUGUAAAAUUUCGGAUGUACGGAUUUACAUUAAGAAAUUUGGAAAUGAUGAUUUCAUUAGAGAUUUCAAUAAGGAUCUUACGGAAUGGUUACAGUCACAGGAAAAUGUAAUUAAUUGUAGUUGGAAAGUGUUAUGUGAUUUGUGUCGUCCAACAGCUUUCAGAAUUACAUGUGGGCAAAUAAUCGCACUUGUUAAUGAUAGCUGGUUGAUUCAGCGCCUUAUUAAAGAUUUGGAAAGUGUGUCGCUAAUGAAUGUAAAACAUUAUAUUAAAAACUUUGGAAGUGACGAAUUUAUUGAUAAUUUUAAUAAGAGAUUCACUGAAUGGUUACAAUCAGAGGAAAAUAUCAAAAAUUGUUACUGGCCCACUUUGGCAAAAUUUGUUCGUCCUACAUCAUUCAGAAUUGGAAACGGUGAAAUAGGAGCAUUCACAAAUGACAACUGGUUGACACAGAGACUUAUAAGUGAAUUGGUGAGUCCUGAUGCUAUACACGUGUUACAUGUAAUAGAUUACAUUAAGAGAUUUGGGAGUAAACAAUUUGUCGAUGGUUUUAAUAUUCACUUGACAAUAUGGUUACAAUCAGAAGAAGACGUUAACAAAUUUAAGUGGGACCGGUUAUUUAAAAUGAUUCGUCCAACUUUUGAUACUGCUGAUAUAGCAGUUCCAAGAACUGAUAGUUGGAUAAUACAGAGACUAAUAUAUGGAUUAUCGAAGUCUGAAUUUGAAAUAGGAACUGUCAGACAAUCUAUUGAGAAUUAUGGAAGUGCAGAAAAUUUUAUCAUAUGUUUCAACGAUAAAUUUCGUGCAUGGAUAUUAGAAAAUACGAAAACGUGUGAAUGGCAAUUAUUCAAAGAAGUUGUUAGGCCUCUCUCGUACUCUAACAGUAGUGACGAAUUUUCUGUUUGUGUUGAUGAUACACAGGUUGUUGAAUAUUUGUUUGAAGAGUUACAUCAAAAACCCGAUGUAUUUUCUAUAAAAUGGUACAUCCAAAAGUACGGAUCAGACGAAUUUAUUUUAAAAUUCAACAAAAAGCUAAACACGGAACUCAAUUCUGUAGGUGUCAUAAAAACAUGGGAACAUUUAGAACAUUUUUAUAAAGAUAGAUUUUUUGAUAUUCUACAUUUUGAAUCAGAUUGCCACCACGAAGAAUCAAAACGUGGUUCUAGAAAAUUGAGUAACAGGUUUUUAAAUUAUUUUGAUUUAAAUUUUGAUUUGGAUUGUUCUGAUGACGACGAAUACGAUCAUGCGAAUUUGAAUGAUGAUUCUGAAUAUUCUACAUAUGUCGAGGACGUAAAUUUUGACUCAAGUACUGAUUCUGAUAUUGAAGGAACGAAUGAUGAUGAUUAUGAUGAUUACGAUCGUCGUUUAUAGAAAAACAAUAUCAUUAAAUAGGAAAUGGACAGAGAAAUUUUUGAUUAUGAUGGAGUAAAUGGAUAAACGAAAAUUCUUUUCAAGAUGAUUUCAAUUUUGAUCUGGUCUCAACGGAAGAAGAAGGAAUGAUUGAACACAUAUAUUUGAAAAAGUAAACAAGCAGACUGUUCCAUUCCUUCUAUUAUACCUUGUUUACUUGAUAUAAGAGCGAAAUAAAACUCUGUUGGUAUAUGUAUUAGAACAAAUUCUUUAAAAAUGUAAACUUAAGGUAUGUGUUGACAGUGUUAUAUACAGCAGUAAGUGUCUAACUUUGAACUAAAUUAUUUGACAUAUGUGUAUAAAUUUUACAUAAAGGGGAGUAAUCCGACUGUUAUUUUGUAAACUUAAUACAUAUUUAUUCUCAUUUUACACAAUAUCAGAGAAAAAAUGUAAUACAUAUGUACCUUAAACUCUUUUAGUAUCUUAAUAUCUUUUAUCAUCUUUCAAGUCAAGGACAUGCAUGAAAUAUUUUUCUUGGACUUUAAGCAAACCAAAAAUCAAUCAAUCGAUUAUCUUUAGUAAUUAAACUACUGUAAAUCUAAUGAAAUGCUAUCCCCCAAUUUCACUUAUUCUACUGCAUGAAACGAAUGUUUCUAAAAAAUCUUCUUAUCAACAUCUGAGCAUAUGGUAGCUAUAGUGUUGAUUUUCAAUUACAGCUUUUUUUCUUAAAACAUUUAAUCAACAGCCAAGAUGAUUUUUUUUUCAAUUUUGGCAGCUUUUCUCAUAGAUCUACUGUAACAGUUAUAAUUAUAACUUGCCUGAUCACAAGUUACACAGUCUAAAUACAGACUAAAUAUGUAUCUUACUACCAUUACCAGGGAGGUAAUAUUUUUUAAUCAUAUAAAACGGAUUUCUGUGUUAAGAAUAUUAUUAACGAACUCGCGGAUGUCAUUUGUUGUUUGUGACAGCUUUAGUGUAUCCCUAAUACCCCGUUUAAAUUAGUAACAAAGACCUUUCUUAAGAUCGAUCUUUUUCGAUCUUUAAAAGAUCGAUAUUAAUCUUUAUGUAAAUAUGAAAGGUCGAUCUUUAAAUCGGACUUAAAAAGUCCACCAUUAAAGGUUGUUUAAAAAAAAUCUUUUAUAAUCGAAUCGUAAACAAACGCUUAGAUCGAUCGCGAUCAAUCCUUCAACGAUCUUCAACAAGUGACUGUUAUAUUUAGAUACAUGAAAAUAAAACCGCGCAUGUUCGGGUUAAAGAAACACGUGUUUGAAAACAAUGUAUGAUAUAAGACCAGUAUACACAUAGAUUUCAUCGUCUUCGAAUUUUUCUAUGUCACUUCGAGGCUUAAUAUAUUCAAAUUAUUAUUGUUGACACACAUAUUAGUUGUUUUAUAGUUAUGUUGUGAAUAUCAUUAAUGAUUGCAUGUUGUAUGCAUUUUUUCAUGUUUGCAAUGUACCUGUAUUAUAUGUUGAUAAUCCAUAAUUCAUAUUGCUCUGCCAAAUGUUGUUUUUGUGUUAUUGGUUAUUUGAAAUUCAUGAUAUGUGGCUGAUGAUUAUUUUUUUGGUAAUAUUUUUUUUUUAAUUUGAAGCAACAAUUCGAUUGGUUUGUUUAUUGACAAUGGUAAUAACAUAUAUGUACUAAUGUUAAUGCAUCAUUUACGCGUUUCAUCAGUUAUUGUCACUUCAAUUAUGCUCGUUGCCAAAUUAUUUAAAGAUUGAAAUACAAACAAAAAAGUAUUUGAAAACAUAAUUCACGUCAUUUGAUACAAAUUAUGCCAUGUUUUAUACGCUUUAUCAUACAUUUUAAUAGGAAAGUAUAUAGGAACUGCUUACUGAUCCAAAGCACCUAGGUUACCUUCAGAUUUAUUUUAGCCUUGUUUUAACAACUUUAUCAUAUAUAGGAACUACGUAAUUAUUCAUCCGAAGAACCUGGGUUAACUUACAAUUUGCGUCCUGUAGUUCAUAGAAAUAUUUUGAUUAUUGUAUUUUUAUUUUUUUAUUUGUGUUUUGAUUUCAUUGAGUAUUUUUUGUCUUACUAAUUAAAGGUAAUGUGUGUACUAUAUAUAAACACAUUCUGAAUAAUACCUACUAGUAUUAAUAAAAAAAUAGUAACAAUAAACCAACGAUUUAAUAACAAGUAUACUGUAAUAAGCAAAAGAAUACUUUGAGACUGGUGAGUAAAAUGUGCACUUUUGAAAUAUCAAAAUUUUAAAGUUUAACCCUCUUGCUGCCCGUAGUUUUUAUGAUUUCAUUUCGUGUGCCAGAAAAUAUGAAAGCUUGACGUCUUGCCAAACAAUGACGUCAUUCAAAAAAUGCCGUAAUGACCGUUCCAUUUUUGACCCACUGAAGAAAAAUAAUUCUCUAACUUCUGUGCUAUUUUCAUAUUUCCGAUUAGGGUUGUGAUAAAUGGAAGGCAUGCGAUAAAGGGGUGUGUUACAGGGUAGGCAUGCGAUAAGGGGGUGUGAUAAAGGGUAAACAUGCGAUAAAGGGGUGUGGUAAAAGGUCUGCAUCAAAGUUGAGCGAUACGGAUUAAACAGCAGGCUAUUUAUCAUAUAUUCAAAACUACUGUAUUUACUAUAUAGAAUAAUACAUGGCAAAAUCCGUAGCGCAUGCUGUAUCAUCACGAGAAACCAAUAUCAGUCCCGAGGGCCGAAGGUCCCGAGGGCUGAUAUUGGUCGAUACGGAUUUUGCCAUGUAUUAUUCUGUUUAUCAUAUAUUUUAAUAGAAUUAGAAUCAUGGGAUAUCCGUUUUUUUUUAAAUCGUCCAAAAUAUAAGCAAGAAAAGAACAUUAUGAUUUUCAUGUAUUUUUCUUUUAGCUUAAUUGUUGUUUUUUUAUAUACUUCCUUAUUUGCUUAAUAUCCACAUCGUAAUGUCACAUUUAACCUUAUUACAUUUUCAAUAUUCUUUUAAGACCAUGUAUUUAAAAGCAUUCACUAACGAUGCUGUCAGCUAUUCCCUCCAAGUAUCAUCUAUUAAAAUAUUAUUAACAGACAAACUGGGGGAUUCCUAUAUGUUCAGUCAUUGGACAUACGUAAGUUGCCACUAAAAAAUGUCCUAUCAU